UCAGUGGUGUCCCAUGGAAGUGUAGACGACGAAAAUAAGCGGCAAGACCUUAGAAAAUUAACUAUGCCGGAGCUAGUAAAGCCUAGUCGGCCGGAUACUAUUCGGACUAUCACUGAAGAUAAAAAACUGGAAGAGUUAUUUAAGAAAAUAGACAUAAAUAAGGAUGGGAGAAUAGAUAUAGAGGAUUUAAGUAAAGCUUUGAAGGCUAUGGAUGUCCCCACUAGCCCAGGACACGCUCAGAAAAUAUUUGAUAAAUAUGAUGAAGAUAAUGAUGGACAGAUUGAUUUCGGAGAAUUUGUGAAAUAUGUAACAGAACAUGAGCAGACAUUAAAACUGUUUUUUAAAAAGAUUGACACAAAUGAAGAUGGAAUCAUUGAUGCUAAUGAAAUUCGGGAAUCCUUCUUGAAAUUAGGGGUUAAAAUAGAAAUUAAAGAAGCUGAGGAUCUUUUAAAGCGGAUGGAUAAAGACGGAACAUUGAAAAUAGAUUGGAAUGAAUGGAGAGAUUAUCUAUUACUAACUUCAAGUCAGAAUAUACAUGACAUAUUACAUUAUUGGAGACAUUCAUCGAUCAUUGACAUUGGUGAAAAUGGAAUGGUACCAGAUGAUUUUACAGAGAAAGAGUUAAAAUCUGGGUUAUGGUGGAGACAGUUGGUAGCAGGAGGAGCAGCUGGCGCUGUAUCUAGAACAUUUACAGCACCACUAGAUAGGUUAAAAGUUAUGUUACAGGUCCAUGGUUCUACAAAAAAUAUAAGCAUUGUAUCAGGGUUUAAACACAUGUUAGACGAAGGUGGUGUCAGAUCAUUAUGGAGAGGAAAUUUUAUGAAUGUAAUUAAAAUUGCACCCGAAUCAGCCAUCAAGUUUAUGGCUUAUGAACAGAUUAAAACAUUAAUUAAAGGUGACAGUAAACAUGAAAUUGGUGUUUUGGAAAGAUUACUAUCAGGUUCGGCUGCUGGAGCUAUUUCACAAACUGUCAUUUAUCCUAUGGAGUUAUUGAAGACUCGUCUUGCCCUCAGGAAAACUGGUCAAUAUAAUGGUAUAUUUGACUGUGCCAAAAAGAUUUUAAAAGCAGAAGGUUUUGCUAGUUUCUAUCGGGGUUAUAUACCUAAUUUAAUAGGUAUUAUACCCUAUGCUGGUAUUGAUUUAGCUAUAUAUGAGACAUUAAAGAAGUUUUACAUGUCAAAACAUAAAGGACAGGAUCCUGGUGUAUUUGUAUUAUUAGGAUGUGGUACAGCUAGUUCUACAUGUGGUCAAUUAGCUAGUUAUCCUUUAGCUUUAAUACGUACCAGACUACAAGCACAAUCAUCUACUCAAAAAGAUAGUAUGGGAUCCAUGUUUACUAAAAUUUUAAAGAAUGAUGGACCUUUAGGAUUUUAUAGAGGAAUUGCUCCAAAUUUCCUCAAAGUGGCACCAGCUGUCAGUAUAAGUUACGUGGUAUAUGAACAAGUGCGAAAGUAUUUAGGCAUGAAGUAAUUUAAAUUCACAAUUAAGUGUAAUUCUUAAAUACAGUGUAUGUGUUUCAAGAUGGUUGCCUGCCUUUCUUUCAAGCCAAUGUUGUUGUUUUUUUUAUCUUGACUUUCUUGUAGUACUAAACCGUCCGCAAAUUGACGUAGAUUAUAGUAUGUCCAUACUCUACAUGACCCAUUUUCUGCACAUAAUUAUCAGCAGAGGAUUGAAUCUGGUUGAGUCUCUAGAGUACAUCUCGAGCAUGAUACAAAAAACUUAAAUGAUUUGAUUGUUAGUGGUUUUUGACAGAUGACCUACUGAUGAUCACUUUAUUAGAUGCAGAAUAUUUGACUUGUAGGGUGUAGCCAUAUUGAACCAUGGUGCAUCUACUAACUGAACCCAUAUAUAUGAAAACUUUAAAUUGAACCACUGCUGCUUACAUAAUAUUAGGAUUCUUAAGAAGUAUUCAAUCCAUUUUAUGUUGUAGUUUCAAUGUUGAAUGUCUUUGAUAAAGUAAAUAACAAUUUUGAGUCGAGAUUGUUGAAUUAUUGCACAAAAUGUUUUAUCUAUUACUGUUGUAACUGUCUCUUAAUUUGUAUAUUUGUAAAUUAAUGUAAACCAAUUGAUUAUGUCAUAAGGUCAUUAAUUGAGUGCUCUAUAAUUUCUCCAUUGCAAAUGGGAUUUUAAAUGAAUAAAUUUUGACUUCUGGGUAUAUGAUUUUUAAACCUUUAUAAAUUGUUUGAUUUAAAAAUACCUAUUUGAAGUAUUGACCUCGUAGAAAAUAUAUAUUUCGAAAGUUUACAAAUUGAUGCGAAGAUUAUCAGGAUAUUCAAAUUUAAAACACUUUUUGGUGCACUGUAUUUAUUUCUACGCAAUAUGGUUGAAAUCAAGCAAAAUUACUGUUGAACUGUUAGCAUUACGAUCCGGAAUAUUUUAUUACCGUUAUGCAUGGAUUGGAUUUAAAUUCAGUUCUGUUGUUUAGAUCUUUACACUGCCUAGAUUGUGUUAUUAUUAUUGUAUUCUUUUUCAAGGUGCAUAAUGUUUAAAUGUUGUAAAAAAAAAAAAUCUUAUUAUUUUAUACUUAUUCUUUACUAUCUGUAUUUGAGUAAAUAUAUUAAUAUAAUGUUCUGGAAACUCAAACUUUUAAGAAAGUUAUAAAUUUUCUUUUUCGGAGACUUUUCUUCUCAUUUAUUUUGUCUAGAAAUAUAUCAUUGAUUUAAUUAGUUAUGAAAGAAGAUCGUUUUAACAAUGAUUGAUUUUUACAAAAUGAUUUUUUUUUCUCAAAAUUUGAUGAAUUGAAGAUUUGAUAUGUUGACAAUACUAAUGAUUAAUAAAUUAAAUAGAGAAUAGCUGUAUCACUGUAUGUAAAUAUUUCUGUAGAUUUUAUUUAAGCUUCUAGUUCUAUUAAUCUAGAAUUGUUCAUUAUCUAAUAUAUUAGCAUAUAAUUUUAUUACAUUUAUAAGAUAAUUGUGAUAUUCUAAACGUAGAUAAUAAUAUCCUGUAUGUAAUUUGAAAUUGAUCUGAUACUUAUGCCUUAUACAGCUUUCCAUUUCAAGUACCAAUAUUAACACUUUUGAAAAAUUAAACUUGUUCAACAUAGGUAAUACUAAUAGGUACAUGUAUGUGUACUUAAUGGAAAAUACUGUCCCUUUAAAAACAUAACUGCAAGGUUUUAAUACUACCAGACAUGUUCUAAUGUUGUUGACUUGAAAUACAGUAGGAGAAACUAACUGAUAAUCAAGUCAUUCUGCUUGCUUUGUCAUAAAUAUUCACUUGUAAUAGAAUUAACAGAAAAGAAUUCAGACAGCAUCAGAUCUGUCUUCUUAUAUCACUUUCAGAAUUGAAAGGGAUUCACAUUUUAAACAUUUGAAUAGUAAACCUAGAUUUAUCAGGUCUCUUAUUUUUGCAGUCUGGUCAGUAUCUGAGAAAUUUACCUGUCUUUCAAUUUGUUUGCCAGAAUCUUCAAAUACCAUAAGUAAAUUGCAAUUAUAAGGACAUAUGCCUCUGUAUUUUAUACAAAGAUGCCUUACCAUUAUGCUAUUUGAAAGUUGGUUGCUUUUAAACUCUGAUGAACUAAAACAACACUCCUUGUGAACUUUGUAUCAUAGCCCUUGACGCUAUAAGAUGUGAAGAUUUUUAAGAUUCUAUCUCUUCUUUUGUUAAUUUUCCCAUAAAUAUUUAUUUAUUAGGAGGACAUCUUGUUUACAAAUGGGACUGUCUAAUAUUUUCCAUUAUAAUGGAAUUUUUGCAUUUUGUCCCUUAAAAAUGUAAAAUAUAAAAUCGGAUUUAAAGUUUUUCUAGUAAGAAAUCCUAGUACAUGUCGAGAUUUAAAAUGCAUAAUUAUUGAGCUCUAAUUUGUUUGUUGGCCUUGUAAUCAAAUUGAUACAUAAGAUAUAUGAGAAACUGUCAAAUGUAAAUACCAGAUUUUGUUGUGUGAAUUCUGAAUUUUUGGGACAUUGUGGGUAUGACUGUUACAUUGAAGUGUUGAUCCGCGACAGCUUUUAUUAUUAUUGAACUGUGAUAAUGUCAAAUUAUGUAUCAAAUUGAAUAUAUUUCAUGUUAAAACAUAAAUGAUAAAACACAUUUUAUCAUACCAGGUUAUGACUUGAAAACACUUUGGUUGUACUUAUACAUGUAACGUUUUCUUUAAUCCAGUGAUGUUUGUUCUGCAUUCCUUUUUUUUCACUUUUUCCAGAAAACUGACUAUUAUUUGCUUAUCUAGGCAUAAUGAAGGACCAUAACAUAUUACCUGUGGGCUAAAGCAACUCAUUAUUGACGGGAGUUGUCUCUGUACUGCUCAUUCAAUUGAUUAUAUAUUUUAACAAUACGGGCAUUUGAGGGCGUCUUAGUAAACCUGAUCAUCUGUUUUAGGCCAUAAGUAGUAAUGUUGUGGACCACAGUUAAGUCAAGAUGUCUGUUGCUAUUCAUGUUUCUGUUUGUCAAAGUUACAUUGAGCAUACAUUGUUUUGCAUGGGUUGAAAUUGAAAAUGACCAAAUCUUGUAAAUAUAAUUGAAAGCUUGUGAGAGAUUUUAAACUCAUCUGUACAGAACAAUGUGUAUGUUUUUCGGUAAUCAUGUUAAUGGUUGUGGGAUUUGUUUCGUUACAUACAAUUUCUGUAUAAGAUUUCAAGGCGAUCAACAUCCUUACGAUUGAUAUAUCAUUCUUGUUAGCUCUUUAGUAGCUUAUAAUACAUAGAAAUCAUGUGGAUUUUCACCCUUCAUAUAUGUAUAUGCUCAACGCUGUUUUAAUCAAACUUAUGUAAUUUUAUAUGAUAUCCCUUUGUUUGAAUUGUUAUCUUUUCUGUUAUUUAAAACAAUGGGGCAGUGUUACAUGUAUGUUAUCCUUGGCAUAUAUUGUUCUCAUUUUGUUGUAAACAUAUUAUAUAAUAUCUGUAUAUUGUUAUUUUUCACACAUCUAAAAUUAUUUCAAAUAUAAAUAUUACGAAGCUGUAUAAUAAAUAUACCUUUAAACCAUU
Patella vulgata (common limpet) is the source of this 4919-nucleotide messenger RNA. RefSeq names its product mitochondrial adenyl nucleotide antiporter SLC25A24-B. NCBI's taxonomy places the organism in Eukaryota, Metazoa, Mollusca, Gastropoda, Patellidae. The coding region runs from base 64 to 1470 and encodes 468 amino acids. The transcript has 10 exons. Gene Ontology annotation, biological process: transmembrane transport. The record is from RefSeq and is a predicted model, not a curated record. Gene Ontology annotation, molecular function: calcium ion binding; ATP transmembrane transporter activity.